This is a messenger RNA of Strongyloides ratti, 780 nucleotides long. RefSeq lists its product as hypothetical. Bases 1 to 780 code for a protein of 259 amino acids. NCBI's taxonomy places the organism in Eukaryota, Metazoa, Nematoda, Chromadorea, Rhabditida, Strongyloididae. The transcript is spliced from 3 exons. The record is from RefSeq and is a predicted model, not a curated record.
AUGUAUUAUAAUAUUAUAUUUUUAAAUAUUCUUAUUUUGUAUUUUACAACAUACGGAAGAUGUGCACCAACACCACCUUCCGCAACAGAAUGUAAAUCUUGCCAUGGAGGAUGUUACUCAGAUGGAAAAAAAAUUCAUAAUCAAUCAGAAAGAACAUUAAAAGAAAAUACUACUGAUUUUAAAAAGAAUAAUAGAACAAUUAGUCGCAAUAAAAGAGAAUCAACAAUUGAAAGAAGAGCAUGUGUUAGUUUAUUUCAUGUUGAAUUAUUUGUAAUUCCUUUAUCAAUAGCAAUGAUUCCUAUUGCUUUAUGUAGUUUAUUAUUUUGUGCCUGUUAUUGUGGACCAAAAGAAACUAGAGGUAAAAUGCCAGAAAAAAUGUGGGGAAUCAAAUUAUCAAAUGUUAAAAAAGAUUUAAACAAAAGAUCUUCAAUUUCAGAUUCUAUUGCAGAUUCAAUUUAUGAGUAUCAAGAAAAUUAUUGUCGUAGAGUUGAUAGUAAAAAAACUCGUUUUAAUACAAGUGUUGUAGUAAUAGAAACAAGAAGGAUAAGUGAAGCCGAAAUUUCACUACCACCCUUGUCUCCAAAACACAUAACAUCAGACGAUGAUAGUUUUGUCGGAAAAGUGUUUAAUAAAGAUUAUGAAAAGACUACUACUGAUAAUUGUAUGAAUAUAAAGAAAAGUGUAAAAAAAAUCACAAGAUUUUCAAACAAUAUUGAAAUAUUAGGAUGUAAUGAAGGUGACAAAAAUGAGAGCACUAAAGUUGAAAAUUGCAAUGUUUAA